Molecule: messenger RNA, 720 nt
Organism: Caenorhabditis sp. 36 PRJEB53466
Lineage: Eukaryota; Metazoa; Nematoda; Chromadorea; Rhabditida; Rhabditidae
Source: the annotation of a GenBank genome assembly
AUGCCAAGUAACCGUCAGAUUCGCUUUAUUUUUUUCAGAAAUUCUUUUCAGAAUCCGACGUCUCUUCCUCCUCGUCUUCGCAACUGACGUCGGCUCUUGAUACUGACAACGGCCCGGAUUCUACGAUUAGCAUUUCGAACAUACCGAGACAAAGUCGAAACAAGAUUAGAAAACCGGAGAAAACCACGUCGACUAUUGAAAAGCCAAAAAAGAAAAAGAGCAAAGAGACAGAAGAAGAUAUUGUCGAUGACAUCAUCGAAAAAGCGUUUGACGUAACAAUUGGAAAAUCACAAUAUUCUCAGCUGAAGACUGUAGAUUGGAUAAGCAGAAUCAUCCAGAACGUCUCGAAAGCUCUUCUGAAACGAAACGAGAAGCGAAAAUUCAUAGUUCACUGCAUCAUUUCGUCGAAAACUAAAGAUCUCUCGAUUUGCUCGGCGAAUAUGUGCUCGUGGAAUACUUCAAAAGAUGGUAUUGGUGCCGCAAAAUUCUGUUAAUCGCGCUCUGCCGCCCUAAACGUAAAUUCAGUGCUACUGUAAAUUGGUGAAUCACUUCCGGAUUUUCACGUGGGAUCACGGUAGAGCGACAUUACCAGAAUACUGUAUUUUCGAAAUUUUCCAUAAAUUCUAUAUCAUUUCAGUUGUUUACUACACGGAGUGGACUUCUAAAACGGUUUUUGGCUCCGCCUACGUGUUCUUUAUAACUCAUCGUUUCUCGGACUGA